AUGGUCACAGGGGCCAAUCGAGGCAUUGGUCUCGGCCUUGUGAAGGAGUUUCUGAAAAACAAAGAAAUCUCCCAUGUAAUUGCAACUGCUCGUGAUCCGGACAGCGCCAAUGGAGAUAAGCGAUCCUCGGCUGAGCAUCGUGAAGUUGAACGUGACUUGCGACGACUCCAUCAGGAACAGCUUACACGGAGCAAUCAGGAGCCAAAUCGGGCUGAUAUUAUCCGGAAUUUCGACGUGAACGCGGCCAGCGUAGCCGUUCUCACCCAGACAUUCCUGCCGCUCUUGCGAAAGGCUGCUUCGCAAGUAGAAUCUGAGGAGUUCUCCCCUGACCGUGCAGCGAUUCUCAACAUCUCGUCAGGUGUUGCAUCUAUCAGCACGAAUACGUCAGGAUCGGGAAAGUUUGGAUCGCUGGCCUACCGAAUGAGCAAGUCUGCAUUGAAUGCUCUCAUGAAAACAAUGUCUAUUGAUCUCGAGUCUGAACACAUUCUCAUUGUCAGUUUCUGUCCGGGAUGGGUCAAGACGGAUAUGGGAGGGACCGAAUGCGACUAUUACGGUUGA
Ostertagia ostertagi is the source of this 558-nucleotide messenger RNA. The record is from the annotation of a GenBank genome assembly. NCBI's taxonomy places the organism in Eukaryota, Metazoa, Nematoda, Chromadorea, Rhabditida, Trichostrongylidae.